AUUUCUAUUCCCCCCUCCUUUCCAUACAAUAAUCAAUGUCACAAGAAGAAACUCCUCGCGUAGAAUCACCUACACAAAACAAUGGCAUGAGUUGGCCCAGCUUGGGGGCUCGUGAACGUCGUGAUGAGACUCCCGAGAAAAGAGCUGAAAGGGAAGCUAAAUUAGCAGGCGCCGUCAAAACAAUUUUAGAAUGUAUUGGUGAAGAUCCUGAGAGAGAAGGAUUGUUAAAAACUCCUGAUCGUUAUGCAAAAGCAUUGAUGUUCUUCACUCAGGGAUAUGAAAGAAAUAUUCAAGAGGUUGUGAAUGAUGCUGUAUUUGAAGAAGAUCAUGACGAGAUGGUCCUUGUCAAAGAUGUUGAUAUUUUCUCACUGUGCGAGCAUCACAUGGUUCCUUUUAUGGGUAAGAUCAGUAUUGCUUAUAUCCCUAAUCGCCGGGUGGUGGGACUUAGUAAGCUUGCUCGUAUCGCUGAAAUGUUUGCAAGACGACUUCAAGUUCAGGAACGUAUGACAAAACAAAUUGCAACUGCAUUAAUGGACAUACUUCAACCUCAAGGUGUUGCUGUAGUUAUGGAAUGUUCGCAUUUGUGCAUGUGUUCUAGAGGUGUACAGAAACCUGGUAGUUCCACCAUUACAAGUUGCAUGUUGGGUGUAUUUAGAAGUAGCCCAAGAACUAGAGAAGAAUUUCUUAACUUGAUCAGACGAUAGAUUAUAAAAAGGGAACCCAAAAUCGAGAAACUACAAACUAAUUAUAUACACCAUCACCUCCACCAUUAUACUAAAUUCAAACUCAUUUCAAACAUCAAAAAAAAAAAAUUAUGAAUAAAAAAUAGAAAUACAAACAA
Molecule: messenger RNA, 841 nt
Organism: Mucor mucedo
Lineage: Eukaryota; Fungi; Mucoromycota; Mucoromycetes; Mucorales; Mucoraceae
Exons: 7
Coding region: 36-704 (222 amino acids)
Biological process (GO): tetrahydrofolate biosynthetic process; tetrahydrobiopterin biosynthetic process
Cellular component (GO): cytoplasm
Molecular function (GO): zinc ion binding; GTP cyclohydrolase I activity; GTP binding
Source: RefSeq, a predicted model, not a curated record